AUGGGAGAUCACAUGCAGGUAGAAGAUUACGAGCUAUGGGAUAUAAUUACUGAUGGUUCACUUUCAAUAGUGAAGAAAAAUGCUGAAGGUAAUGAUGUUCCAAAGACAAGAGCUAACUACAAUGCUGAGGAUUUGAAGAAGUGGGAGAAAAAUGCUCAAGAAAUUUCUUGUAAGAUAAAGUAUCCAUCUAAAGAAAGAUUAUCUGAAUUACUGCUGGAGUUAAUUGAUGAAUCUGAAGAUGUGAAUAAUGAAAAGGAACAGUUGUUAAAGGAGUGUGUCAUUUUGAAAGCAAAGUGCAAAAAUCUGAAACUUAGGGCUUGUGAAACUGAAAAUGAAAAUAUUAUUUUGAAGAACCAACUUCGUGCACUUGAUACAACUGUUUUAGAACUUAAAUCUGAAAAUAUAAAAUUAAAGUUAGGAACAAGUAAGGAAAUAGCUAGUGACAGAGAACUCACAUUAGAAGGAGAUUUAGGAAAGGUAAAAGAUGAGUUAUAUAAAAGGGAUGAUCAGGUCCAAGUGAAGGAGAGCAGCCAAAUAUGGUUCAUGGAUAGUGGUUUUUCAAAACACAUGACAGGAAGCAAGAACCGGUUCCUUUCACUUGCGGACCUUAAAGGAUAUGGACUGAAAUACAGCUUGAUAAAUGUAUCACAACUGUGUGAUAGAGGAAAUAUGGAACAAGAUGAUGAAGAAAUUGGACUGACAAGAAAUUCAAAUGGUGAAACAACAUUCCAACCUAAAACUACAUCACGGGAAAGGAUAGGUGAUGAAACAGGUUUUCUUGUUGAUAGAAAGAGUACUUCAGGGGCAAUGGUGUUAUGGGGUGAUGAGAGUACUGAUAGGGAAGAAAGUGUUGAAAUUGGAGGUAGUGGUUCUGGGGAUACUACUGCAGCGGAGGGGCUGAAAGGCAAUGGGUGGCAAGAAGAGAAAGGCUGCCUUUUCUAUCCCUCUAGAGACUCUUCCCACAAGAGGAAAAACUAUAAGGAGCUAGAAGAAGCAAAGUUAGGCCAACUUGAAAAGGCCUUACCUGAAAGUGCCAAGAAAGCUGCUGCCAAGGGGAAGAAAAAUGAUGGACAGACAAGUGAGGAAAUUCAGAUAGAAGAGAUGGACCUGGUCCUUCAUGAUGAGGACGAGGCAGAGGAAGUGGAGGUUGUGACUCCCACUUCUAAAAAGAUAAAAACUUCUGAGGAGAAGUCUCCAGAAAAGUCUGUUAAGAUAGAGGAGUCUGCCUUGUUCAAAAGAACCAGGUAUGCUAGAAAAUCAAGGAAAGUUCAAAUAGUGGAGGAAGAAAGUGAAGAAGAGGAGACUGAUGAAUAA
Messenger RNA from Nicotiana tabacum (common tobacco), 1314 nucleotides. NCBI's taxonomy places the organism in Eukaryota, Viridiplantae, Streptophyta, Magnoliopsida, Solanales, Solanaceae. The record is from RefSeq and is a predicted model, not a curated record.